Molecule: messenger RNA, 942 nt
Organism: Cooperia oncophora
Lineage: Eukaryota; Metazoa; Nematoda; Chromadorea; Rhabditida; Trichostrongylidae
Source: the annotation of a GenBank genome assembly
AUGGGUCGAAUUUCAGGAGAAUGGGAUGAAGCUCCACGAUCCAUCGAGCUACUACAAUAUGAUGGAAGAGGACAGGGUGACAAUGCGUUACGUCAGGCCAGAGUUGGACCCCAGAUGUCAUUCCAAAAGCAACCAAAUCCUCCUAGUUUAAUUCGGAAAGAUACUGUUGAAGAUCCAUUCGACUUUCCGUCACAUGUCAAUCGGGUGCUGUUAAACAAACUCUAUAGAUUCAUCAAAGGCAGGGAUCUAGGUGCAUUGACGGCUAAGGAGUGCCAUGAAAACACCACAUUGGCCAAAUACUGGUUGAAAACGAAACAAAAAUCUGUUCCAACACGUGAUUCUUGGGAGAAAUUCUAUGCAGAAAUUGGUAGUUGUAGUGUAUACAAUGACGAUCGACUAGUUGAUGAUCUACUUACGGAUUUAAAUCAGGCUGUAAUUAAGGCGGUACAUAUCAUGGAUGGUGGAACACAGGCGAAGUUGGUCUUUACGUUUGAGAACGACAAGCAGGCGGUUUUCAAGCCGAUGAGAUUUGGCCGCGAUUAUGAAUCAGAUCCAAAUCAUUUCUACUUCAGUGACUUUGAACGGCAUAACGCCGAGAUUGCCACAUUUCAUCUGGACAGAGUUCUGGGAUUCCGACGUGCAGUCCCAACUGUGGGACGAAUCGUCAACAUGACAUCUGAACUGUUCGAUAAGGCCGAGAAGAAACUGAAGAAAACGUUUUUCAUCUCACCAGCGAAAAAUCACUGUUUCGUGUCACGAUGCGAUUAUUACUGUGAUACGACGCAUGCGAUUUGUGGUCUACCAGAUUUGAAAGAAGGAUCGGUUCAGGUGUUUUUACCCGACGAAGGUGUCGUACCACGUCGACACAAUCGAAGCCCCUAUCGGAGGUCAGUUUUUAUCGAUAUCACCCUGAUUUCGUAUUCCUUCCUAUGUAUCGAUUGA